Hirundo rustica (Barn swallow) is the source of this 2840-nucleotide messenger RNA. RefSeq names its product protein phosphatase 1 regulatory subunit 15B-like. The transcript is spliced from 2 exons. The record is from RefSeq and is a predicted model, not a curated record. Gene Ontology annotation, molecular function: protein phosphatase regulator activity. Lineage: Eukaryota; Metazoa; Chordata; Aves; Passeriformes; Hirundinidae. The coding region runs from base 1 to 1632 and encodes 543 amino acids. Gene Ontology annotation, biological process: response to endoplasmic reticulum stress. Gene Ontology annotation, cellular component: protein phosphatase type 1 complex; endoplasmic reticulum.
AUGGAGCACGGCGGUCGCGAACGCGCCGGCCCCGGCCUGGGAUGGGCCCGACUGGGCCUGGCCGGGGCCUGGCCGAAGCUGGCGGGGCCCGGCGCGGCCCCCGCCGGCGGCUCGUCCCAGGCGAGCCCGCCCUUCUCCUGGCUGCGCGUGGUGUCGCAGCUGCUGUCGCCGCUGCCCGCUCUCCUCCAGCGGCUGCUGCCCGGCGCCGCGCUGAGCUCCGCGCUGUGCCCCGCCAAGGCGCCGCCGCCGCUGGUGCUGCUGCCGAAGGCGGGCGCCUCGCUGGGCUGGGCCGAGGAGGAGCUCCCGGAGAAGCGGCCGCGGGGCGGCCCCGAGCCCCCGGCGGGGCUGUGGGGAGCCGGGCUGGUGCGGAGCAGCCUGGGGGCUCUUCCCGUGGACUGGUACGCGCUGGGCUCGGAGCAGGGCAAGAGCCACCUGCCCCAGCCCCUGCGAGCCGAGGGCUUGCCCGAGGUCGAGUUCCUGCGCAGCAAGCGCCUGGCAUUCCUCCAGCGCUGGCACCUGCCCGUGCCCGACCCCGACCACGGCUACCACAGCCUGGAGGAGGAGCAGCAGCAGCAGCACCGGGAUAUCCGCCGGGAGACUGAGGAGCAGCACGGCAAGAGCGGGGAUUUGGAGCAGCCCGAGGACGCGGGGGGACAGCCCGGAGGUGUCCCCGUGGAGCCCGAGGGGCUCCGGGAUGCGGCUGAGGAUGGGGCAGCCUCGGCCGGAGAGGAGGGCGAGGACUCUGGAACGGAGAGAAACUUCCCAGUAUCGACCAGACCUGCGUGUGCGAAUAAAUUAAUCGAUUAUAUCAUCGGGGGAGCAUCCAGUGGGGAGGAGAGUGAGGGUGAGGAGGACUGGGAUGAUGAUGAUGAUGAUGAUGAAGGUGAUGACGGGUUUGACAGCGAGGAGCUGCCCUCGGACUCAGACGCAGGCAGCCAGGACGGGGAGAGGCUUCACCUGUGGAAUUCCUUCUACAGUUUGGAUCCCUAUAACCCUCAGAACUUCACAGCCACCAUCCAGACGUCUUCCAGCGAGCCGGGAAAGGGAAUGUCGGACGUGGAAGAGGAGGAGGAGGAGGAGGAGGAAGACUCGUGGGCAGAGUCCUCCGAGGGCUCUCCUAGUUCCGAGGAGGACGAGUGGGACUGUGACAGCGUGGAUGAGGCGGAAAACUUGAAACUUUGGAACUCGUUCUGCAGCUCGGACGAUCCCUAUAACCCUUUAAACUUCACGGCGGCCUUCCAGACGGCGGAGAGGAAAGGGGCGCCGGGUUCCGUCCCCGCCGAGCGCCUCGGCGUGUGCAGGGUGCAGCUGGAAAAACACAACUGCGGGGGCCCUGACCUGGGGCAGCGCAGGGACACAACCGCCAGUUCCAAGCGGAAAAAGGUGACAUUCCUCGAGAAGGUGACGGAGUAUUACGUCAGCAGCGAGGAGGACAGGAAGGGGCCCUGGGAGGAGAUGGCUCGGGACGGCUGCAGGUUCCAGCGGCGCAUCCAGGAGACCGAGGAGGCCAUCGGCUACUGCCUGGCCACCGAGCACAGACUGAGGGCGUUCCAGAGGCUCCAGGAGUUCCAUUCCCAGAGGACUGACCCCUUCCAGCACCUUCAAAACUCCCGGGAUUUGCCCCACCCUUAAAUUAAUGAGUUCUGAAAGUGGCAGCUGCAUGUGCUGAAGUGGGGACAAAAUGGCGGAACUUUUUAUUUCCCCCCCCCCUUUUGUUUGUUUUUUUGUUUUGUUUUGUUUGUUUGUUUUGGUUUGUUUUUCCCAGUUUGAUAUUGGAUAAAUCCCUGUUUUGAUAAAAGCCCUGGAGCUCCCUGGCAGGGCGAGGGCGCUCUGAUUGCAUUCCUGUUAAUUAGCACUUGGCACAGCCGGGGUCCGACCCCUUCCCAAAAACGCCUUUUCCUGCCCUGCCUUGGGGAGCGGGGACUGCUCCCUUGGAUUUUUGCACUUUUGGAAAAAAAGAAAAGCAAACAAAGCAAAACCUAUUUUGAAGGAAAUGUUUGUGGGGUGCAUUCCCUGGAAUUGCAGUUUUGGUUUAAAAUUCCCUGAGGGAUGUGCAGCUGAGGGCUUUGGGGGUUUUUUUUGGUGUGUUUGUGUUUCUCCAUCUUUUCCAGCUUCUCCAAAAGCCUGAUUCUUUAAAAAAAUCCUUUCAUUUAAGGGAAUUUUUUUUUCCCACUUUUUUUUUUUUUUUUUUUUUUUUUGGCAUGGAAUAAUCCAAUGUUUGAGUGUUCCUGGAGCUUUUUUUGAGGUUUGAAUAUUCCAGCCAGGCUUUGGUUUGACUGAGUUAAAUAAUUCCCUUUUCCAGGAUUAUUCCAGAGGGUUCUGGCUGCUUCUCCAGCAAAUUCCUUGGUUUUUUAGGCCAAGGAAACUUCCUCAUCCCAAUUAAUAAUUAAAACUUAAUGAGGCUGUGGAUGAUGCUUGAAUUUCGGGAGGAAAAUCCGUUCAUUGUUUAAUUAAUCUCGGCUGUAAUUCUGCUUUGGGAGAGGGAUUGAAGUGAAUUUUUAUAUCCAAUCUGCUUGCCCUGAUAAUUUUCUUGGGUUUAAGGAAAUUAUCUGGGAUUUAAGGAAAUUUAAAGGCAAAAUUUCCCUGUUUUCCUUCCCAGAAAUCAGUAUUAACUCUGUGUGUCUGCACUGGGGUCACCAAAAAAAACAUUUCAGUGAGAGGACAGAACUCUUUAUUUAUAUUCUUAAUUUAAAAUAGUAAAUUAUUUUAAUCAAAGUCGUUGAGAGGGAAAAAGGGGUUCGGAGCUGGAGGCUGGUGUGGGAAUUUUCCAAGCAGGGAAUAAAAGCGGAAAAAUUCCAAUGUUUGCACAAAGUUGGGUCAAUAAAUCAAUUAUUUGUUCA